Messenger RNA from Ostertagia ostertagi, 894 nucleotides. The record is from the annotation of a GenBank genome assembly. NCBI's taxonomy places the organism in Eukaryota, Metazoa, Nematoda, Chromadorea, Rhabditida, Trichostrongylidae.
AUGAGGGAAAGCGGAACGCCACCAGAAAAAAUUGCGGAAAAAAUAGAAGAAGCCAUCGAUGAGCUGACCGAUGAGGGCGCCAAGACGAGGGCCAAGAAGGCGUCCGCAGCAUGCAAGCGUAUUUUCGGCGUAGUACGUCGUUUCAGGAGGGACGAGCAACACCCUGUCACUCUCGAAGAAGCACUAGACAAAUAUCUCACCUGGCUAAGCGAUGAUCAGAAAGCGGAACUGAAGUCACUCAAAGAGAGCGGUGAUAAGGAAACCAUCUAUAAGAAGGUCAUGGAGUACUUCGAAGGUACCAGUGGUGAGACGAAAGACAAGGCCGCAGAAGAACUGAAGGGCGCUUGCAAACAUUUCAUCGAAAAACUCCUGGGAGCUGAGAAGGCGGCCGAAUAUCGUGCUAUGAGGGAAAGCGGUACGCCAGCAGAAAAAAUUGCGGAAAAAAUAGAAGAAGCCAUCGAUGAGCUGACCGACGAAGGCGCAAGAACAAGGGCUAAGAAGGCCUCAGCUGCAUGCAAGCGUAUUUUCGGCGUAGUGCGUCGUUUCAGGAGAGACCAGCAGCCUGACAUCGAGGAAGGCAUGCAAAAGUUCCUGACGUGGUUGACCGACGAUCAGAAGCAGAAGGUCAAAGCAACGUAUGAGAGUGGUGAUCGAGAAGCAUUCUACAAAGAGAUCAUGACGAUGUUCGAGGCUGCAAGUGGAGAAGUGAAAGCCAAGGCUAGCGAGGAGCUGAAAGCGGCUUGUAAGCACUAUGGAAAGGAACUGAUGGGUGAGGACAAAAUGAAGGUCAUCAAGGAGAUGAAAGACGGCGGCGCGACUAACGAGGCGAUCUCGCAGAAAAUCGAGGAGAUGGUUGAAGAAAUGACGGAUCCCGAAAAGAAAGCAAAAGCGAAA